Molecule: messenger RNA, 2747 nt
Organism: Metopolophium dirhodum (rose-grain aphid)
Lineage: Eukaryota; Metazoa; Arthropoda; Insecta; Hemiptera; Aphididae
Product: hypoxia-inducible factor 1-alpha inhibitor-like
Exons: 7
Coding region: 280-1335 (351 amino acids)
Biological process (GO): peptidyl-aspartic acid hydroxylation; negative regulation of Notch signaling pathway
Cellular component (GO): cytoplasm; nucleus
Molecular function (GO): peptidyl-histidine dioxygenase activity; [protein]-asparagine 3-dioxygenase activity; ankyrin repeat binding
Source: RefSeq, a predicted model, not a curated record
GUAGUAUCUAUAUCUAUAUAGGGCCGUGUUGAAAACUCAAGACCGUCGUCGUUUUCCGGGUAGAUUCCGUGCUCGGUGGUUCCGUCACAACCACUCACAACCGAAUAUUUUAUACGAUUAUUAUUAUACCUUUAGUGGUCACAACCAUGAACUAUGGUCAUAACGUAGGACCAACAACUAUAGACGUUCAUCAUGGUCGACUCGAACAUCACUUUAGUAAACAAAAUGUUUAUUAUGAGAUUUAGCACGUAGUCCAAGUAAUAAAUAAUAAUAAUAACAAUGUUAAUAUGUCAUCUUCAUAACAGACGUGGGUUUGUGAUUGUCUCUAAACGCUUCCUACAGUUUAAAAUUAUGGCUGGGUGGAACGAAAGUCAGUUACGGAAGUAUAACAUAAAAGUGGAUAAAAUACCUACCCUACAGUACGAUGAUCCAAAAGUAGACUCACUUCUCAGCAAUAAUAAACCAGUACUAAUCAAAGGAUCCAAAUUAGUUUCUCAAGUGCUAAAAUGGGAUUUGGAUUAUUUAACUGAGCAUAUGAAUUCAAUAUGCUGUAAUGUAUUGGUAUCAAAAAAUCAUAAAUUCAAGUAUUAUGACCAAAAGAAAAUCACCCCUAAUAUGACGUUCAAACCAAUCAGUCGACCAAGCCCUAUGAUAUUUUCUGAAUUUGCUAAAAAAAUAAAAGAUUGGAAAAAAGGAGACUCCAGAUUAUAUAUGCAACAAGUAUUGAAUAAUUCAAUUAGCCAACGUAUUGUUAGUGAUUUUGUUAUGUUCAAUUGGGAUUGGAUUAUGUCAAAACAAAAAGCGUGUAAAUGGGGAUCUCUGACAUCAAAUCUUCUUUUAAUUGCACAAGAAGGUAAUGUUACUCCAUGUCAUUACGAUGAGCAACAAAAUAUGUUUGCUAGCAUUCGAGGGUAUAAAAGAUUCAUUUUAUUUCCACCUAGUGAAUUUGAGUGUUUAUAUCCACAUCCAGUUCAUCAUCCGUAUGAUAGACAAAGUCAAGUAGACUUUGAUAAUCCAGAUUUCAUAAAAUUUCCAAAAUUCAAAGAAGCUUGUGGAUAUGAAGUUAUAGUUGGACCUGAAGAUGUCUUAUAUAUACCAAUGUAUUGGUUUCAUCAUGUUGAAUCAUUGAUGCAUGGUGGCUGUACAGUUUCAGUAAACUUUUGGUUCAAAGCGGGAUCUGUUGAAAAAAUUGAGUAUCCUUUGCUUGACCACCAGAAAAUGGUUAUCAUGAGAAAUGUGGAAAAAAUGUUAGCUGAAGCAUUGCAUGAUCCAAAUGAGGUUGGUAAUAUGCUGAACACAAUUGUUCUAGGUCGAUACACGUCUGAUACCAACUAAUAGUUCCCAUUAGAAUAUAUAUAUAUUAAUUUUAAAAAAAAAGAUCUGAUUGAAUAAUAUUUAUUUAAACAAUAAGGUUAUUUAAUGCUUUUAGUUAAUAUAGAACUACUGAUGUUAGUAUUAGCUUUUUUUUAUUUUAAAUAGGAUUUUUAGUAAUUCUAGGCUUGGUAUAAUUUGUUGAGCUUUAACAGUCACCAAUAAAUAAAAAGUGGUAUCUACCACUUAGACAUAUUGUUUUUGUAUAAUAUAAACCUUAGAUCAUAUAAGCUGGAUAUAUAAACUAUUGUUAUAAUACAAGGCAUACUAACUGCGAUACAGUUAAAACUUUAUAUGCAUGAGUACCGAGUAGUGUAGUAACACACCAUUCAGAUUUUGCCUUAACAGUUCCCAUUUGCGAGUGCAAUUCCUUUAAAUGCAAAUGGGAAUUGUAAAUUGUGGUGCCACUUCUUUAUAUUUCAAAUUUGUUUGCAAUGUUUUGCGCUAUAGUUCUAUCCAGUAUAUAAUAUGAUCAAUCUACUUCAAACACAUGUUAAACAUAAGACAUAUUUACUAGUCAUCCAUGCUCUACUAUGAUCGCAAUAAUAUUUUUUUUAUAAUUGUUAUUUUAUUGUAUUUAUAUUAUAGUAGGGUAUGGACAAUUCAAAUUCACAUUAUUUAAGUGUGAAUCAUACUAUGGAAAUCAUAACAUUUAUAUGAACCUUAAUAUUUGAUACUAAUAAGAAUACAUUUUGUAAAUUGCUUGUACAAACGGUUUGGUUUUAAAAAUGAUUUAAAGGCUGAACUUAAAACAUAACUAAACGGAGUUACACAUAAGUUUAAUAGAUAAAUAAUGGUUUAAUGGAAUAAAAUAUUUACUAUAGUACAAAAGUUAGAUUAUUUUAAAACUAUUUAAAACUAAUUUAUUAUUGUUACUAUACAUUUUUUUUAAAAUCUUUAAUUGAUUUUUUUUUGUUUAAUAUUUAACAUUAAUAUUCUAUGAAAUUAUGAUAUUCCUAAACCUUGUAUUGAUCAUAAGUACUAAAUACAGAGUUAUAAUGUUUAAUUUUAUGCAAUUUCUUGUUUAAGGAUUGUAUUAUAGCAUUUUAUUGACUUAUGUGUGUUAUUUAACAUUUGUAAAUUUAAAAUAAUUUUUUGUACAUAGUUUAAGCUGUUAUUUUUAGUUCCUAUAAUGUAUUGAAACAUCAUUUUAUGUAUAAUUUAUAUUGAAAUGUAAUUUCAUUGUGAUUUUAAUAUUAUUUUAUUUGUAUUUAUUUUGCUAGUCUUUCUGUAAUAUUUUAACUUAUUACCUAAUCAAAUUCAAUUUUUUUUAAGUACUUAUUUUUGUUUGAUGCUGGUAUUACAUUGUAAUAUUGUAUAGACAACUGUAUUUAAUUAAAUACAAAUAAAAACUAAAAUGGUAUAUUAUUUUAAUU